Neohortaea acidophila is the source of this 742-nucleotide messenger RNA. RefSeq lists its product as uncharacterized. The record is from RefSeq and is a predicted model, not a curated record. The transcript is spliced from 2 exons. NCBI's taxonomy places the organism in Eukaryota, Fungi, Ascomycota, Dothideomycetes, Mycosphaerellales, Teratosphaeriaceae. The coding region runs from base 124 to 675 and encodes 183 amino acids.
GAAGAGUUCAUUUGGUCUCCAAGAAUCCUGCGACUGCUCAAUUAUCACACUCCCCACCUCCGCCUUCGAGCACUGCUGCAUGCUACCGGGCUUGCGGCGCUCGAAUGUACCUCUCCUGAGCAUAUGCACAUACGGGCGACCAGGCUGCGCAUAUCCUCGGGUCACGCUGUCUGCUCAAUUGCCGCAAGCUGCACCGUCCAGCCUACAGCCAGUGUCGGCCCCGAUCGCCUUCUCCACCAAACCAACGUUCGUCUGGAUCGAAAGCAAUCUCCCUCUCCGCAUGUUUUGGCCUACGGACCUUCGUCUGCAAUGCAUGGUUGGAAUCUGCCACUCUUGAGGGCAGCCCGGCGAGGAAAACUCCCACGCGAUCGCUCCUCAAGCCCAAGCUCUUGCUCGUCCGCCGGGACGAAUCACGCACGAGAUGCGCACCCCCAAAGCCCGCAUCUCCGCAGCCUUCUCAGGCACAGCGCCGCCCACCAAUCUAUCGCCGUCCAGGUCCCGCACACCAGGCUUCCACCCUCACGCUCGAUCGUCCACAGCACAGCGUUCCCUGCGUCCUUUCAUCUCGUGCCACCUCAGCUCGUCAGCUCGCGAAGCCUAACUGUAUCUACAUUGGAGUUUUUAAAAAACUCCAUAGAAAAUCUACUAAAACCUCCAAGUUUUUUUAAAAAGUAAAAUAUAAAUGGAGUUUUUAAAAAUAUUAGUUUAUAAAGAUAGGAUUUAUAAAGUAAAGAGAUUAAAA